Molecule: messenger RNA, 1092 nt
Organism: Aspergillus steynii IBT 23096
Lineage: Eukaryota; Fungi; Ascomycota; Eurotiomycetes; Eurotiales; Aspergillaceae
Product: NIPSNAP family protein
Exons: 3
Coding region: 1-1092 (363 amino acids)
Cellular component (GO): mitochondrion
Source: RefSeq, a predicted model, not a curated record
AUGGCUUCAGGAAUGGAGCAACGCGCAAUGAUGAUCGACAAGGAACAAGGUGCUCGCCAGAAGGAGUUUCGCGAGAACUUGGAGGCGGCUCGCAAGCAGCGAGAACAGCAAGAGAGUCAGUCUGUCGAUGCUUCUGCUUCUGAUUCUACCUCAUCCCCUAUCUCCCGUGAUCGCCUUCGUGAGUACGCCACCGCUCCCACUGCUCCGCAUGCGAGCAAUGCGAGCAGUAACAAUGGCCGUGCUGUGUUUGAUGCCGCCGAUAGUCUUGACCAGAAGGGAUUGGGCUCACUUUCUUCCCACCGCUUUCUAGGAGACGAACAACUGCUGGAUUCCUCGCACUCUCCCAAGCGCGGUCCCUUGUCCUCCCUGAUAUACGGAACGAAGGAAGGCCAACAGCUCGACAAGGACAUCGAGCGGUCGUUUUCGCAGGUUCUGGCUCGCGGCAAAUACGUCCACUCCAUCGUCUUCCACGAAGUGAAGCCCGACAAAGUCGACGAGUAUGUUGACCUCGUGGGCCAGUGGUAUCCCCGGAUGGCCGGCACCGAAGAAAACAGGGUGAAUCUGGUCGGAAGUUGGCGCACUCAGGUGGGCGACAACGACACUUUUGUCCAUAUCUGGGAGUAUCAACGAUACGAGGGCUACCAUGCCUCCCUUCACAACAUUUCCGAACACCCCGAGUUCCCCGAAUUCGAUCGGAAGUUAAAGAGCUUGAUCAAGAGCAAGAAGACCUCGCUGAUGCAGGAAUUCUCCUUCUGGCCGACUACUCCGCCCAGACGUCUGGGCGGACUUUUCGAACUUCGGUCCUACACUCUGCAUCCCGGAAACCUGCUGGAAUGGGAGACCCAUUGGCGACGUGGGCUUAAAGCUCGCCGCGAAGUCAUGGAGGGCGUGGGAGCAUGGUUUGUCCAGAUUGGGGACUUGAACACUGUGCAUCACCUCUGGCAGUUUGCCAACCUGGAGGAGCGCAAGAUUCGCCGGGAGCAGUCAUGGGGCAUCGAAGGCUGGGCGGAGACCGUGCACAAGACCGUGCCUCUCAUUCAGACGAUGCAAAGCCGCAUCUUGGUCCCCAUGCCCUGGAGUCCCGUGGGAUAG